This is a messenger RNA of Prunus armeniaca (apricot), 1356 nucleotides long. Lineage: Eukaryota; Viridiplantae; Streptophyta; Magnoliopsida; Rosales; Rosaceae. The record is from the annotation of a GenBank genome assembly.
AUGAUAUCGCAGUUCCCCUCUAAUCAUCAAGAUCAGUUUGACUUUAAAAGAUCGAAAGAAUCGCCAAGAUCAUCAUCAUCAAUUAAUGACCUGCCUGACCUUGUAUUGGUUGAAAUCCUUUGCCGACUUCCUCUGAAAUCCACUUUUCAAUGCAAGUGUGUCUCCAAAAGUUGGUAUGUUCUCAUGUCUAGUCCAUAUUUUGUACAUCUUCGACGUGAACAACAUCGUGAAGACCAACUUAGUCUGAUUUUCUCAGAUAAUGCGAAGAUUCCAUCGGAUGAUGAUGGGGCAAACACAAAUUUCAUUUCAAUAAACAAACAUCCGGUAUUCAAAAUACGCACCAAACGCAACUUCUCUUUCAGUUUCCUCCCCUGUUUUGGUUGCACAAGAACAGAACCACUUGUGGUUGGGACCUAUAAUGAUCUAGUUUGUUGCUGCGCAACUUGGCACAAUCAAUGUCACUACUACAUCUGCAAUCCCUACACCAAGCAGUGGGUCGCUCUUCCUCCCACCCCUCAAUGUCACAAGGAGGUACGGGCGGGAUUCAUAUGCCUUCCUAAGGAAGAAGACGGUGAUCGAAAACAAGAAUACUACAAGUACAAGAUUGUGCAAAUAAUAAUCCCGGAUGACUUAGGUGAUAAUUCCUCAUUUGAAUUCAACCUGCAGAUAUUUUGUUCUGAGAGUGGCAAAUGGACGGAGGCAGUUGCAUCAAGCCCACGUAGCUUUUGUGCGAAUCGUUUGUUGUGCGACGCUGUUGUUCACAAUGGGAUGCUGUAUUGGUGGGGAAUUGAUUUUAUUAUUGGUUUCAAUCCUUACUCCAGCGAUACUAGUAGUACGACUACCGAUGUUGAUCGUCAUAUAUAUUGUUGUCGUUUCAUUGGUAAGCCGGUUGAAGAGUUUGCAGGGUUAAUUGCUACUCUAAAUGUGUGCCGAGGGUGCCUGCGGAUAUCCCAAAGGUUCUGCUAUACAAACCCAGUUGGUAGAACUGUCCUUGGUUUUAGUAUCUGGGAGUUCAAAGAUGAUGGUGAUCAAGUCAACGGCGGCAGAUGGUGUUUGUUAGACAGAUUUUACAUCAGACAAAUCAUUGCGAAAGAUCUGCUCAUCUCUAAAUGGUAUCAUGGCAGGUACUGGGAAAAAUAUAUUAUGGUACUAGGUUUCAAUCCAAAUAACGACGACGUCUUGUAUCUAGCAAUUUGUCAACACCUAGUCAAGUACAACAUUCGUACUGGAACCUUAAAGAGGGUUAUACUAUGUCCUUAUAACGGUACUACUUGUCCUGGAAAACGUGUUUUUCCAUUUGUGAUUCCAUGUUGGCCAACGCUACAGCACCAAUAUGCAUACGCAUGUCCAUCAUGA